AUGAAAAACCAGACACCGACCUACCAUCCCUCCUCACCCAACUCGUACGCCCACCAUUUACAGACAGGGCAACCUGACGAGCAGAACAAGCAGCAGAGAUCGCACAGGAGGACGACGAGCAGCUAUACAUACCGUGGAUCGAUGGCGAGCGAGAUAGCCGAGACCAACGACGGGCAGCUCAACGACUACUCGAGCGAGAUUGCCCCGAGCAUCUUCGGAACCUCUCCCGCCGGACAAGUCGGCCAGAGCAAGCCCAGGGCUAUCGUCCGGAUCGAACGCGACUACAGCGCCCGUGGGGCAACCUGUGGACGGGUCCAGUUCUGGGACGGCUGGGUCAAGGAACUCGAGGGAAGAAUCAGCCCUCUCGAACUUCAAAACACUCUCAACGACUUCAACCUCAUCCUUGCCUCCGCCUACGACCCUUAUUCGUCGAUCCUGGAUAACACCCUCGCCGUUCUCUCCUUCUACAUCUCCCCCUGGCUCCUCGGAACCCAUCACAAACGACAAAUGAACCUUUUUAAGGAUACCCUCGAACAGUACAAUAAAUCGGUCUAUAAUCCUGUCGGGCUCAACAUCCUCCAUCCUCAAAAAGUCGCCUUCUUAUUCCUUGAAAUAGAAUACUAUUGA
Puccinia triticina is the source of this 627-nucleotide messenger RNA. RefSeq lists its product as uncharacterized. Gene Ontology annotation, cellular component: extrinsic component of endoplasmic reticulum membrane; endoplasmic reticulum palmitoyltransferase complex. The record is from RefSeq and is a predicted model, not a curated record. The transcript is spliced from 4 exons. Gene Ontology annotation, biological process: peptidyl-L-cysteine S-palmitoylation; protein targeting to membrane. Bases 1 to 627 code for a protein of 208 amino acids. Lineage: Eukaryota; Fungi; Basidiomycota; Pucciniomycetes; Pucciniales; Pucciniaceae.